Messenger RNA from Emiliania huxleyi CCMP1516, 873 nucleotides. RefSeq lists its product as hypothetical. Gene Ontology annotation, molecular function: microtubule binding; microtubule motor activity; ATP hydrolysis activity. The transcript has 3 exons. Gene Ontology annotation, biological process: microtubule-based movement. Gene Ontology annotation, cellular component: microtubule; kinesin complex. Lineage: Eukaryota; Haptophyta; Isochrysidales; Noelaerhabdaceae. The annotation marks the transcript as partial. The record is from RefSeq and is a predicted model, not a curated record.
UACCACUUCGACUCGGUGUACACGUCGUACUCCACCCAGUGCGAGGUCUUCGAGACCGUCCGCCCGCUCGUCCACGAGGUGAUGCAGGGUUUCGAGGCGACAGUCUUUGCGUACGGCCAGACCGGCACGGGCAAGACACACACUAUGGAGGGGGAGAUCGUGUGCGAGGAGAAGAAGGGGAUCAUCCCGCGCGCGGUGGAGGCCAUCUUCGAGUCGCUGGGCGAGAAGGGGAAGUACGUCUCCUCCGCCGUCUCCGCCUCGUACCUCGAGAUUUACAACGAGGAGCUCUCGGACCUGCUCACCGAGGCGAGAGGCCGCGCGAGAUCGCGCGAGAUCGCGCGAGAUCGCGCGAGAUCGCGCGAGACCGGCGUCUACGCGCACAACCUCUCGGAGCACGAGGUCUGCUCGGCGGCUGACGUGCUCGGCCUGAUUGCGCGCGCGCAGGAGCGGCGGCGCGUCGGCGAGACGCGGAUGAACAAGCACUCGUCGCGCUCGCACUGCGUCUUCACGCUCACGGUGACGACGCGCGAGACCACAUCUGAGGGGAUGACGAUGGAGAGCACCGGCAAGCUCCACCUCGUCGACCUCGCCGGCUCAGAGUGCGCCAAGACGGCGGCCGGCAGCGCGGCGGGCGGCGGCAGCGGCGCGCACGCGGCGCACGACGCGCGCGAGCGCGAGCGGAAGAACAUCAACCAGUCGCUCCUCACGCUGGGGCGCGACGUUUUUCUUUUUCCCUCGCAGGCGCGCAUCCCGUACCGCGACUCGAAGCUGACGCGGCUGCUGCAGGAGUCGCUCGGAGGCCGGUGCAAGACUGUGGUCAUCGCGACGCUCUCGCCGUCGCAGCUGGCGGUGGAGGAGUCGGCGUCGACGCUC